UACAACAAUUCGCGUGGUGCUCAAUUAAAUGAAAUAUCAUGAAAAAAAUAUUUUGUAUGUGUUUUAUUUACGUUUACUUUUGAAACAGGAAAAUGUUUUUGUUUUGUUUGCUUGACCGAGUAUAUUAUAUAUGAAAUGGAAGUUUCUUUGUAUCUAGUUAUGGAAAGAUUAUUCUUUCUGGAGUAAGUAAUUGCAAGAUUUUCGUUCCGUGUAAUUAACAUUUAAAUUUGUUUUCUUGUACGUCGUAUUAGUACAAACAUAAGCAAGAUGCAAGAAAUUUUUUAAGGAUUUAAGAAUUUUGAAAAUUAUUCGGCUUAUGUACACAGUUUUGUUUAAUACCUGUACAUAUGCAUACUAUAUUUGCUUGAAAAACGAAUAUUAUUUAGGUUGUUUCUAGUUAAUUGGGAGGCAACAAUUUUAACACCCCUGUCAAUUUUAGUAUAUUUGGAAUGGAAUGCUAAAUUAUUAUUUAUAUAUUGUUAUUAUAACAUUAUCGUUUAAAACCUCCAGGAAGGCUUGUUCUGAAAAUCUAAUAUGCCUAUUAUAGCUAUCAACUACAUAGAGGCCCCGACAGUGAGUUUCGAUUUUCUAAUCGAUGAUCGACUUUUUUCGAUGUCGAUUACUUUAUUUCAUAUUGUAAGUAUCGAUUUCGAUCGAAACUUUUUGAUUGGACGGUCGUCGAUUUUCGAUUAUUUUCUAAUCGGCGCGGAAGAAAGCUGAUGUCCAGAAGUUUUUUCUUAGUAACAAAAUGUCCAAAGCAAUAACAAAUAAAAAAGAAAUGGAAAUUUUGGUCAGAUUGAUGCAGGACAUAGCGAAGGGGGUUUGCGUUAAAAGCCAAGCAAAUCCAAGAUGGGAAAAGUUCGCUUCGGAACUUAAUGGUGAUGAUCCUCCAAUGCGUACUUGGGAGAAAUGGUUAAAAGUAUGGACAGGUUUCAAGUUCAACACCAAGAAGAAGAUGUCACAAAAUAAAGUGGAACAAAAAGCAACUGGUGGUGGACCAAAUAAGCUUCACACUUUCAUCCAAUUGGGAGAAGCUGUAAUCAAGAUGUUGGAUAUAAACACCGUUGUGGACCCAUCUGGAGUUGAGCUCGGUAACUUGGAAUCUGCGCAGAAUAAUAAUUUGUCAUCACAGGAGAAUAUCGAAGAAAAUAAUGAACUUGAGGUCAAGAUUACCUAACAUGGAAUCAAUAAGCCUCAUUGAACUCCAAAAAAAAGUACAUCGGUAUCCAACAGCAAUGCACCAAAAACUAA
This is a messenger RNA of Eupeodes corollae, 1251 nucleotides long. RefSeq lists its product as uncharacterized. The coding region runs from base 749 to 1177 and encodes 142 amino acids. The transcript is spliced from 3 exons. The record is from RefSeq and is a predicted model, not a curated record. Lineage: Eukaryota; Metazoa; Arthropoda; Insecta; Diptera; Syrphidae.